This is a messenger RNA of Lagenorhynchus albirostris (white-beaked dolphin), 2508 nucleotides long. It is a transcript of the gene S1PR5, whose product is annotated as sphingosine-1-phosphate receptor 5. Gene Ontology annotation, biological process: G protein-coupled receptor signaling pathway. Gene Ontology annotation, molecular function: sphingosine-1-phosphate receptor activity. The record is from RefSeq and is a predicted model, not a curated record. Lineage: Eukaryota; Metazoa; Chordata; Mammalia; Artiodactyla; Delphinidae. Gene Ontology annotation, cellular component: membrane. The transcript is spliced from 2 exons. The coding region runs from base 414 to 1616 and encodes 400 amino acids.
GGAGGGACCAGUGCCCAGAGGACAGAGAGGACCCCUUUACUUCGGUGGGCGGGGGGAGAGGCUGAAGAACCCUCCCCUUCUCAUGUCUCCGGGUCCUCCCACCGCGACGGAGCGUCCCUGGGAGAGAAGCCCAGGCCCGGAGGGGGAAGCUGAGGGCUCGCCUGUGCCAGUCGCCACCAGGGCGCGUUCCGGUGCCGCGGCGGGUGGCACAGGCUGGCAGACACAGGCUGGGAGCCCGGACCCCAAGGGGAGGGGGCAAUUGCUUGCGACCGCGGGCACUCGGCCUUGCGGGCCCGCCCCCUCGCCUGUCAGCUCCAGUCCCGCCCCCCGAACAGAGGCAGCUCACUCAGCUCCAGGCCGCUCGACUGCUGAGCGCACAACACCUGGGCACAGGGUCUUGGGGCGGGCAGCCCAUGGAGCCGGGGCUGCUGCGGCCAGCGCCAGUGAGCGAGGUCAUCGUCCUGCAUUACAACUACACCGGGAAGCUCCGCGGUGCGCGCUACCAGCCCGGCGCGGGACUGCGCGCCGACGCCGUCGUGUGCCUGGCCGUGUGCGCGCUCAUCGUACUCGAGAACUUGGCCGUGCUGAUCGUGCUCGGACGCCACCCGCGCUUCCAUGCGCCCAUGUUCCUGCUCCUGGGUAGCCUCACGCUGUCCGACCUGUUGGCGGGCGCCGCCUAUGCAGCCAACAUCCUGUUGUCGGGGCCUCUCACGCUGCGCCUGUCGCCCGCGCUCUGGUUCGCUCGUGAGGGUGGCGUCUUCGUGGCGCUCGCCGCGUCCGUGCUGAGCCUCUUGGCCAUCGCGCUCGAGCGCCUCCUCACCAUGGAGCGCCGGGGACCCGGACCCGCUCCCGCAGCUCGUCGGGGGCGCACGCUGGCGCUGGCGGCCGCGGCCUGGGGCGUGUCGCUGCUCCUCGGGCUACUGCCCGCGCUCGGCUGGAAUUGUCUCGGCCAUCUGGACGCCUGCUCCACGGUCCUGCCGCUCUAUGCUAAGGCCUACGUGCUCUUCUGCGUGCUCGCCUUUGUUGGCAUCCUGGCUGCCAUCUGCGCACUCUACGCGCGGAUCUACUGCCAAGUGCGCUCCAAAGCGCGGCGCCUGGGAGCCCACCCCGGGGCUGGCGAGGGCGCCUCGACCCGCGCACGCCACACGCCGCGCUCGUUGGCUCUGUUGCGCACGCUCAGCGUGGUGCUCCUGGCCUUCGUGGCUUGUUGGGGACCACUCUUCCUGCUGCUCUUGCUGGACGUGGCGUGCCCGGCGCGCGCCUGCCCUGUGCUCCUGCAGGCGGACCCCUUCCUGGGCCUGGCCAUGGCCAACUCGCUUCUGAACCCCAUCAUCUACACGUUCACCAACCGCGACAUGCGCCAAGCGCUCCUGCGCCUUCUCUGCUGCGGCCGCCGCUGGUGCAGCCUAGGCCCGGGUGCCUCCCAGCCGUCGGGGAGCCCCCCUGGGGCUUCGGGCGGCCUGCAGCGCUGGCUGCCUCCUGGCCUGGAUGGCAGCUCCAGCCACUCCGAGCGCUCGUCACCCCAGCGGGACGGGCUGGACACCAGCGGCUCGACAGGCACCCCUGGCGCACUCACAGCCGCCUGGACCCUGGUACCCCCUCCAGCCGCAGACUGACGCCCUUUGGUCCGCCACUGGCCUCCCUAAGAGCUCUUUCGCAGACUUUCUUGCUAAAUUAAGGAAUUUAUAGGAAAAGCAGCUGAAGAUGGUGGAGGCAGAAAAGACGCAGGAGAAUGUAUUUUAUUGCCGCUAAACCCCACAGCAAUGAACAAAACAGACAAAAAUCCCUUCCCUUGUGGGAUGGAUGUUCUGGUGGCGGACAUAGACAACGGAAUGAAGAGGUAUGGAGAUAAUUCCAGUGACAAUACAGUGAUGCGAUGGUGGUCAGGGGAUGCCUCUCUGCAGAGGUGGUAACGUGUGACGUGAGAUGGACUGUCCCGGGAACUUCUGAAGGAAGAUCAUUUCAGGGUGGGGCUGCAAAGGCCCUGAGCCUAGAAUAUGCCUGUGUGUUCUCUGAAAAGCACAUAAGUCAAUGUGGCUGGAGCGGAGGAUGGAGAGGGAGAGUGGGAGGAAACAAAGGCAGGGGAAUAAUGGGACAGAUGGGGCAGGGACUUAUGAGCCCAGGGGAGGACUUUCUUUUGCUCUGAGUGAAGUGGGUUCAUGGAGCGUUCUAGGCAGAGGAGGGACUUAAUCUGGCUCACGUGUUUACAGAUGCCUCUGGUCUCUGUGGAGGGUGAAGCUAGGAGAACAAGGUGAUGGUGACUGCACUGGCCUAGGGGAGUGAUGAUGAGGAAUCAGACCGUGUGGAUUCUCCAUGGAUUUGGGAGGUAUUGGACGGAAUUCCGGAGGAAAUUGGGCGUGGGGGAGAGAGGAGUCAAGGACAGCUCUUCACUCGAGAGGAGAGACCAAAGACAGGGCACCCUAAAAGUUUACUCUAGGAGACUCAGCCAAUUCCUAUCUGAAACAAGAUUUCUUUGAAUGUGGUGUCAGAUCCUUCAUAAAGAAUAAA